Mauremys reevesii (Reeves's turtle) is the source of this 1442-nucleotide messenger RNA. It is a transcript of the gene SELENOT, whose product is annotated as selenoprotein T. The transcript is spliced from 6 exons. Gene Ontology annotation, molecular function: thioredoxin-disulfide reductase (NADPH) activity. NCBI's taxonomy places the organism in Eukaryota, Metazoa, Chordata, Testudines, Geoemydidae. Gene Ontology annotation, cellular component: endoplasmic reticulum membrane. Gene Ontology annotation, biological process: cell redox homeostasis. The record is from RefSeq and is a predicted model, not a curated record.
CACUGCGCGUGCGCGCUGCGUUUCCUGAUCCCGUGACCUUGCUGUGGGGGUUCGCUCGCCCCACGCCGGCGCGUGCUCAGCCUCCAUUUGCCGGUGCCGGUGGGGUGGCUGAGGGAGGAUGCGGGCGCUGGUGCUGCUGUUCCUCCUGGCGGCGGGGCUGGGCCGGGCCGCGACGGAGCAGGGGGCCCUGCCGGCUAAGAAGCUGCGCAUGGCCUACACCACGGGGCCGCUGCUCAAGUUCCAGAUCUGUGUUUCCUGAGGUUACAGGCGGGUGUUUGAGGAGUACAUGCGGGUUAUUAGCCAGCGGUACCCAGACAUCCGCAUUGAAGGGGAAAACUACCUUCCACAACCUAUUUAUAGACACAUAGCAUCCUUCCUGUCAGUCUUCAAACUAGUAUUAAUAGGCUUAAUAAUUGUCGGCAAGGAUCCCUUCGCUUUCUUUGGCAUGCAAGCUCCAAGUAUCUGGCAGUGGGGUCAAGAAAAUAAGGUCUAUGCUUGUAUGAUGGUUUUCUUCCUGAGCAAUAUGAUUGAGAACCAGUGUAUGUCAACAGGUGCAUUUGAAAUAACUUUGAAUGAUGUUCCAGUGUGGUCUAAGCUGGAGUCUGGUCACCUUCCUUCCAUGCAGCAGCUGGUCCAAAUUCUUGAUAAUGAAAUGAAACUCAAUGUGCACAUGGAGUCAAUGCACCAUCAUCGAUCAUAGCCCCAUCUAGCAGCACUGAAAACUUCUUCCAUUAAGUGACACUUUCCCAAAGGCAGCGUGACUGAAACCUAUGAAGGCCUGUACUGAAGACAGCAAGCUGUUAGUGCAGACUGGAUGCUUUCUUUUCAGUCGUGUUGUACCUCCUGAAAAAACCUUAAUGCAAGACAUCUUUCAGUGCUGGCAUGUUUCCAAAUACUGCACAGUCAUGGAGUGCAAUAAUACUGUAUAGUUUUUUUUAAGAGUUAAGUCAACCAGUUCAUUGCUAAACAAUGCAGGCAUUACUAACUGUAACUUCUGUUCUAUAUUCAUGUGUCACACAAUGGAAGAUUGAGUUGAUAUCUUUUUUUCUUGGAAAAAGUUUGUCUAAUCUGUUGUAAUUUUAUAUACAUUUGUUCUUUUUGUAGAUUAAAAUGGAAUUAUAGGAAUACUGAUUUAUUCCUAAACUGUUUUAAAGAGACAGUUUCCUAUCAAAUAUCUCUAAUUUGGUUAUGUCAGGUUUGUAUAUUUUUCAAAAUAUAUUGCAGAGUGAACAGUGCAUUAUAAAUUAUAUGAACAAAGCUAUAUGCAGAGUAAUUACCACUUUUGUGAUUUCAGGAAAAACUAAAAGACCAACUGCUUCUCAAAUUGUAUUGGCCAGCUCAAGAGUUUUCCCUUGAUCAGUCUAUAGAAUUGAAAAGCUGGGCCUUUAUAUGUCCUAAAUAUAAACUAAGCAAAUUAAUUUAAAUAAAGAGUUUUCAUUUAU